Messenger RNA from Oppiella nova, 2237 nucleotides. The record is from the annotation of a GenBank genome assembly. Lineage: Eukaryota; Metazoa; Arthropoda; Arachnida; Sarcoptiformes; Oppiidae.
CUCGUUGUAUAGCAUUGAAUGACUGAAUGACUUGCGAUUCAUAAUUGAGUGCAACGUUUGUCUCAUAAGUUUCGGUUAGGAUUGCCAUCAUUCACACCAUCGUUAAGACUCGGAGGGCAUCCCAUCGGACACCAUAUACACCACACCAUCACUGCGUCCAUACAUCCCAUACACGCAAUGUUGCUUCGUGUGGAGACACCGGACGGCACCAAACGGGUCGACACCGCCGAUGACGAGUCCACCGAAGAGCUCAUCAAAAAAAUCCAACGCGUGUUUAACUUCGAGGACGUGUUUGGGUUCAAAGUAUUCAAAGACAGAUCCCAUAAAAUCCAAAUCCCGUUACUCGAGAGGAAGUACGUGAGAGACUAUGGCCUCAAACACGGGGACGUCGUCUACGCGAUCGCCGACAAGAGUGGCGAACAAAACAACACAACGCCGACGGCGCCCACGACGGCAUCGACAUCGACAGCGACGGUCACCGCCAGCGCCGCCAACAAUCAUAUCAUCGAUAACCUGACGAACGGCGCGGUGACUGAGGACGAGGUGGAUGUGGUUCUGUACGGCCAGUCGGGUCUCAUCGAGAGGCCGCCCGACCCGGCCGUCUGCCAUCACGGCUCGCACGCCAAGUGUGUCCACUGCACGGCUCUGGAGCCCUACGACGAGGCGUACCUCAAAGACCACAACAUAAAACACAUGUCUUUCCACACGUACCUCAAGAAACUGACGAACGGUAUCGACAAGGGCAAAUUCGCGAUUCUGGAGAACAUUAGCUGCAAAGUGAAGACCGGGUGCGCGGGUCACCUGCCCUGGCCUAAGGCCAUAUGCACCAAAUGCCAGCCCAGCGCCAUUACCCUCAACCGGCAGGUGUACCGACACGUGGAUAACGUGAACUUCGAGAACUCGUCGAUCGUCGAGAACUUUCUGAACUACUGGCGCACCACUGGCUACCAGCGGUUGGGCUUCCUGUACGGCUACUACAGCGUCCAUAAGGACGUCCCGCUGGGCAUCAAAGCCACGGUCGUCGCCAUCUACGAGCCGCCGCAGGAAAGUAGUCGUGAUUUCAUUAAACUCGUGGCGCCCGACAAGAAGGCGGCGGAUGUGGAGUUCAUCGCCAACGAGUUGGGCCUCAAACGGAUUGGUUGGGUGUUCACGGAUCUGAUUCCCGACGACAUCCAGAAGGGAACGGUGAAGCACUUGCGGAACGUCGAGACGCACUUCCUGAGCGCCCAGGAGUGCAUAAUGGCCGGCGCCCUCCAGAACAGUCACCCCAACACCUGCCGCUACUCACCCAACGGCCACACAUUCGGCUCGAAGUUUGUGACCAUUUGCAUAACCGGUGAUAUCAGUAACGCCGUCCAUAUGGAGGGGUAUCAGGUGUCCAAUCAGUGCAUGGCUUUGGUUCGCGACAACAUCCUGUUGCCCACGAAAGACGCGCCCGAAUUGGGUUACGUUCGCGAGACGAGUCGCGUGCAGUACGUGCCCGACGUCUACUACAACCAGAAGGACGGCUACGGCAACGAAGUGCAGGCGAUGGCCCGACCCCUUCCCAUCGAAUACCUGUUAGUCGACGUUCCCGUCUCCACACCCAUGGACCCGAAGUUCAGCUUUAAUCCGUUGAAGCACUUGAAAGCCUUUCCAAUAGAGAACCGGUUGAUUGAGGGACACAUUCAGGACUUCAACGCACUUUCCAAUUACUUGCGACAAUUCAAUGGCCAACAGUUCCUCGAAGCCGUGUCCGACUUUCAUCUGCUUAUAUAUCUCACGACAAUGGAUGCCUUACCGCUGAAGGAGACUAUGAAACCACUGCUUCAAGCCAUCAGGGCGUCGGACACGCAGCUGGCGAGUGAGUGGGCGCGCAGUGACCAGUGGGCGACCGUCGAGCAGCUCGUGCUCGCCAACACAUCCGCCCCGUCCACCUCCGCCUCCUCAUCCAACUCCAUGCCUACGAACGCGUCGACACCGGCAGUGGAGGUGCCGAAGUGGUCGUGUAGUUUCUGUACGUUUGAAAACGAUGGCAACACCAACACGUGUGAAAUGUGUAGUUUACCCAAAGAGACAUAGAGUUUGGGCACAGAUUACCGUUUUAUAUACAAUACUAUACUAUUAUUAAAUUAAUAUAAGUUAUGAUCAAUAUAUAUCUGUACAGAAUUACUAUUAUUAUUAUUUUAGUUAUACGAAAAAACAAUUAUUAUUAUUGAAUUGCAAAUAAACUUUUCGCUAUUAUAUUUUUAUCAAUC